AUGGGAGCGGCUCAGUCCAAUGAGCAUGGUGCAUCCACACCAGAGGAAUUAAGCUACGUGCUCGCCGAGCGCUUCGCUAUGAAAUGCUUCACACCAUUAGAACUCACGCAUUUCAAAGAUAACUUCUUCUCCCGUGCCGCUGAACAAGGUGGUCUGCGAUACUGGAAUGAACAGACUCUGUCCGCCUUCUUGGCCAUCCCAGAUUCCCAAGAUUUAUUCUUAGAUCCAGGCCCAGUUAUCUUCCGUAUGCUGUCAUACCUAGGCAGUUUUCCAUUUCAGAAUACUCUUGCGCCUACUGUUCUGACGUUCGAGGCUAUGGUUAAGGUGGUUGUGCUUCUCACGGAGCGUUACGGGAAAGUGCUUAAGCGGGGUCGGAAAGACCGCAUCAAGUUGAUUUUUGGUUCUUUGGCUGAUGUUGCAAGACGAACGCCUGUUUCUGCUGCUUCCAAGGAGGAUGAUACUCAUGGAGACACCACAACUGAGGAUGCUCAAUCGGCUCCUGUCCAAUCUCAUUCGUUGGGUUUCUCGAUAGAUGAACCCGUGAACGAUGAAUAUGAUGAAGACGAGGAUGAUGAUCUUGCUCUUGCGGCAUUGGAGUCUCUCGAUGCCAUUGAGGUUUUCAAACAUGAUCACCGGGUCGAUAAGACAGUUUAUGAAACUGGAAUUUCUAUUGAUACCUUCCGCCGGUUGCUUAUGCUGUUGCUUGUCAUUGCACCGCUCAACCCGCUCGAGUCUGUCAAGAUCUAUACAUCUGACUUUGAUGGUGGGCGUAUGGAAGCCAUUCGAAAAGAGGCAGACCACAUCAUUGCGGCUUUUUCACCCGAGGAACGAGAUGUUGGUAUAUCAUACAAAUCUUUCGCUAGAACGAUAUCACUAUCUCUGCCAUAUCUCUUCGAUCCACUGACUGCACUGUUUGAGCAUAUGCUUUUUAGCAAGAACUUGGAUCUCUCUCAACGCCGACAGAGGGGCCUUGCUGUCGAGACAGAGCAAGAGGAUAUCGAGAAGCACGACGAGCCACUCCCUCCACCAGCCUCAAUCACACUCCCCGGCAGCUUCGAGUCAGCAAUCCUGAACCCAACUGUUGUAUCCCAUCUCUCAUUCUUCCUGCCGACAACAUCAGCAAGUCUGAACCUCUUCCGCAGCGGUAUAAAACUACACCCCGUCUUCUCAACGAACGCUCACGGUUCAUCUUUAACCUCCUUCUCCCACCACGUCAUGACCUGGCAAUCCGCAACCCUCCUCAUCCUCCAAGGAAACAAAGAAGGAUCCUCAGACGAAAACCCAAUAACACUAGGCGCCUACAUCCCCCAAACUUGGAAAUCUCCAUCCUCAAGCACAUCCCAAUCCUCCAGCACAAAAGCCGACGCCCUGCCCUGCCUCUUCCAACUCUCCCCAAAGCACACCCUCCUCCCGGGAAACCCAUCCCAAGCCCAAACAACCCAAAACACCCCAAUAGCCUACUUCUCCACCCAAACCGGAAUAGCCCUGGGCUGCCAAAUCCCCCCUCCAUCCCGGAGCAACAAAGCAGACCCCAAGCCCCACGGCGCAGGUUCUCUCCUCAUAGACUCAAAUAUGGAAACAGCAACCUUCCACACUGAGCCUGUCGGUCACGAUGGCGUCUUCCUUCCACCACCAUCAUCAAAUGCGUUCACACAAGACGCACCGAGGACGCUUAAACUAGAUCUGUGGACCCUUGAAAUCUGGGGCAUUGUUCCCAAUCCCGAAGAUGCAUUUUCUACUGAGCCUGGGUCUAGUGCUGUGGAGAUGCAGCGUGCUAAGUGGGAGUUCGAGGCGAGAGAGGCGGAGCGGAGGAGGAACAUUAAUCUGAAGGCUGGGGCUGGCGAUUCUGCUGCUGAGAGUGCUAGGUGGUUACUUGAGGCUGCUGGUAUUGUUGGGGAUCAGGGGAGACAUUCUGGUGGGAGCGUUUGA
Penicillium nucicola is the source of this 1929-nucleotide messenger RNA. RefSeq lists its product as uncharacterized. Bases 1 to 1929 code for a protein of 642 amino acids. The record is from RefSeq and is a predicted model, not a curated record. Lineage: Eukaryota; Fungi; Ascomycota; Eurotiomycetes; Eurotiales; Aspergillaceae. The transcript is spliced from 2 exons.